UGCUCAAAACUAGAAUGAUGAAACAGUUAUCUGCAGCCACAGUUCGCCUCCUCUCAAGUUCUCAGAUCAUCACUUCGGUGGUUAGUGUUGUAAAAGAGCUCAUUGAAAACUCCUUGGAUGCUGGUGCAACAAGCAUAGAUGUUAAACUGGAGAACUAUGGAUUUGAUAAAAUCGAGGUGCGAGACAAUGGUGAAGGUAUUAAGGCUGUUGAUGCACCUGUAAUGGCCGUAAAGUACUAUACCUCAAAAAUAAAUAGUCAUGAAGAUCUUGAAAAUUUGACAACUUACGGUUUUCGUGGAGAAGCCUUGGGAUCAAUUUGUUGUGUAGCUGAGGUUUUCAUUACAACAAGGACAGCUGCUGAUAAUUUUAGCACCCAGUAUGUUUUAGAUGGCAGUGGCCACAUAAUUUCUCAAAAACCUUCACAUCUUGGACAGGGUACAACUGUAACUGCUUUAAGAUUGUUUAAGAGCCUGCCUGUAAGAAAACAAUUUUACUCAACUGCUAAAAAAUGUAAAGAUGAACUAAAAAGGGUUCAAGAUCUCCUUGUGAACUAUGGUAUUCUUAAACCUGACUUAAGGAUUGUUUUGAUGCAUAACAAGAUAUAUCUAAGCGGUUUUCUUCCAAAGCAUGAUGCAGACCACUCUCUCACGAGCCUUUCAACUCCAGAAAGGAGUUUCAUCUUUAUCAACAACCGGCCAGUACAUCAAAAAGACAUAUUAAAGUUGAUCCGACAUUAUUACAGUCUGAAGUGCUUAAAGGAAUCCACUCGUUUGUAUCCCAUAUUCUUUCUAAAAAUUGAUGUGCCAACAACUGAUGUGGAUGUAAAUUUAACACCAGAUAAAAGUCAAGUAUUACUACAGAACAAGGAAUCUGUUUUGAUUGCUCUUGAAAAUCUGAUGACCGCUUCUUAUGGACCACUACCUCGUACAGAUACUUGUGAAAAUAAUAAAACAGAUGUUUCAUCAGCUGGUGGAGUUAUUAAUAGAACAGCACAAACAGAUGCACUUCUUAAUAAAACAGAAUCAUCUGGAAAUAAUUACCUAAAUGUUGAUACUUCAUCCAUUUCCCUCCAAAAUGAUGUACAGAAUGAUGACUCUGGGAAAAACUCUAAUAAUUGUUUAAAUCACCAGUUAUGUAUCGGUGAUUCUCAUGAUGGUAAUUUUAGCUGUGAAAAUUCUAACAUUGAUAAGGACACUAGAAAUGUAUCUCCAGAAAUACCACUGGAUAGUUUAUCACAUGAAGAUGCCAAUAGUGAAUAUCAUGAAACUUCUUUUUCAGGUACUAUUAAGUGCAUGCAAUUGGAAAAUGUCAAUAAAGGCCAUGUAAAUGAGACUGGGAACAAUGAGACAGGAGCAUUUCCUGAGUCAUCGUUGGAAAUUUGUGCGGAUGACUGGAGCAAGGGAAAUGUACUUAAAAAUGCAGUGGGAAAGAACAUUGAACCUGUGAAAAUUUUAGUGCCACAAGAAAGCUUAUCACGUAGUAGUACUCCAAGCCCCGAACCAAAGACUCUCUGUGAAGGUCCCUGUGACAAAAAGUCAAACGUGAUCGAUAACAAAUCUGGACAGCUAACAGCUUAUGAUAUAAUUAGCAAUCGAGUAAUCAAGAAACCCAUGUCAGCAAGUGCCCUUUUUAUUCAAGAUCAUCGUUCUCAGUUUCUCACAGAAAAUUCCAAGGCCAGUUUGAAGGAUGCAACAGUGCAAAUUGAAAAACUGUGGGAGACACUGAGUGAAGAGGAAAAACUGAAAUAUGAAGAUAAAGCUGCUAAAGACUUGGAGCGAUACAAUAGGCAAAUGAAGAAAGCUACCGAACAAGAGUCACAAAUAUCAUUAAAAGACGGUGGAAAAAAGACAAAAGCCACCAGUGCAUGGAAUCUGGCCCAGAAGCACAAGUUGAAAACUUUAGUAUCAAAUCAGCCAAAACUUGAUGAGCUCUUUCAGUCCCCAGCUAUUAAAAAAAAGACCCAAAGUACUAAGAUAGUACAGAUCCCCUUUUCUAUGAAAAACUUGAAAAUAAAUUUUGAGAAGCAUAAGAAAUUUGGCUUAGAAGAGAAAGAUGAGCUUUGUUUGAUCCACAAUCUAAAGUUGCCUGAUGCCUGGCUAAUCGCAUCCAAAAACGAAGUAAAGUUACUAAAUCCAUAUAGAAUGGAAGAAGCCCUACUGUUUAAAAAACUUCUUGAGAAUCAUAAACUUCCUGCAGAGCCAUUAGAAAGGCCUAUUAUGCUGACAGAGAGUCUUUUUGAUGGAUCUCAUUAUUUAGAGGUCUUAUAUAAAAUGACAACAGAUGACCAAGGACACAGUGGACCAGCAUACCUGUCCGAUCCUCGUCUCACAGCAAAUGGUUUCAAGAUAAAAUUGACAUCAGGAGUUUCCAUUGCUGAAAACUACUUAGAAAUAGAAGGAAUGGCUAAAUGUCUCCCAUUCUAUGGCAUAAUGGAUUUAAAAGAAAUCCUCAAUGCUAUCUUAAACAAAAAUGCAAAGGAAGUUUAUGAAUGCAGACCUCGAAAAGUGAUAAGUUAUUUAGAGGGAGAAGCAGUACGUCUAUCUAGACAGCUACCCAUGUACUUAUCCACAGAGGACAUCCGAGACAUUGUCCACAGAAUAAAGUAUCAGUUUGGAAAUGAAGUUAAAGGGUGUGUUCAUGGUCGCCCAUUUUUUCAUCAUCUAACCCAUCUUCCAGAAACUGCAUGA
This is a messenger RNA of Chrysochloris asiatica (Cape golden mole), 2687 nucleotides long. RefSeq names its product PMS1 postmeiotic segregation increased 1 (S. cerevisiae) (gene PMS1). The record is from RefSeq and is a predicted model, not a curated record. Gene Ontology annotation, cellular component: MutLalpha complex. The coding region runs from base 15 to 2687 and encodes 890 amino acids. Gene Ontology annotation, biological process: mismatch repair. Gene Ontology annotation, molecular function: ATP hydrolysis activity; mismatched DNA binding; ATP-dependent DNA damage sensor activity. NCBI's taxonomy places the organism in Eukaryota, Metazoa, Chordata, Mammalia, Afrosoricida, Chrysochloridae. The transcript has 11 exons.